Messenger RNA from Closterium sp. Naga37s-1, 208 nucleotides. Lineage: Eukaryota; Viridiplantae; Streptophyta; Zygnematophyceae; Desmidiales; Closteriaceae. The record is from the annotation of a GenBank genome assembly.
AUGUCUAGUAGAAGUACAAGCGGCUGUUGUGGCGCCCUGGCGCUGCUACUCGUGGUGCUCGUGUUAGGUCAGGGCGUUCAAGGCGCCGUCGCGGCGGUGGACUACGGCGACGCGAUGGCGAAGGCGAUUCUGUUCUUCGAGGCGCAGCGGUCGGGGCAGCUCACGGGCGCGGCUAUUCCCACCACCAUCUCGUGGCGCGGCAAUUCCG